GUUCUGACUUUCCCCUUUUCCCAGUGGGAAUUCCUACUUGUACAGCAGAGGCCGUGGCUGGUUGGCAGCUGCAGUGCCUGUGUGCUUUGUUCAGUUGUUGUUGUCAGUGCUUUGUGCUGGAGGGCACUGUUUUGUGGCGCUCAUUGGUUGCUAUUGGAUAUUUGGAUAGUCUGAGCGGAUUGGUUUAGCGCCUUGCGAGCGAAAGGCUCGGCCUUCAUUAGGGCAAAUGUUCUACCCUUAUUUAUGGCAGCUUUUGGAAUAGAAAAAGGAAAGGACUGUGUCAGGAUGUCUUCUGUGGGGACAUUUGCAGACGUGAAGGUGUCGAUCUGGGGUACAGUCGGAGGGGGGUAUGGUGCCUGCUGGAGGGCGAAACCCCCCGCCACCCUUUCCAAGAAUUCUGGUUACAAUGCUUCAUGAAAUUUAUACACUGCUUGACUGCAUGAAUGAGGGGGCCAGGCUCUCUGGACCCUGACAUGGUGGUAGCUCUUGAACCCAGAGCACUUGGGACCUACUUUCUCUCUCUGCCAGCCCUUCAUGCUUUGGGCUGCCUCUUUCAGGCUCUGAUGAUGCCCCUUCAGGUCACUGAACUGCAGAGAGAUGGAAGGAAUUGGUCAGAGUGGGCCGGCAAGGAUCAAUUAGGCUCCACAUACGCAUUUCUGUUCUGCCAAUUCUGCAGUGGUUCACUGUUUUCUCCAGACGCCCCUCCUCACACCCAAGAAUUGGGGCUGCUGGCAUCUGAGUCGCUCUUUCUGCUCAUCUCUUCUAGGAUCAGGUGCUUAAGACGCCUGUUCAGGCACUGCCACAGGGUGGCCCCCCAGCCAGACACAGAGCAGCCCGUGGCGCCAGUGCUGCUGCGGUUCAGCAUCCCAGGCCCAGAGCUGCUAGAGGAUGAACAGCUGUACAUCUUGGGGGUCAUCAACAGCUGCCAGGCAGCUGAGCUCAGGGGGCUGCGAUCCCUGAUGUGCUCCAAGGAGAAGACAGCCCAAAAAAUUCUGGACAUCUUGGGGCCCUUGGAGCACUUCAGAGAUUGCCCCCUGACUCUGGCCCUUGCCUUGGAGGCCCUCCUCCAGCUAAGCACGAUGAGGCCCAGAUUCACCUCUGACAUGGUCAGUGCCAUCCUGCACAGGAUGUUGGAGGCCAUGCUGUGUGGGGCCAAGGAGGAGGAGGAGGAGGAGAAGAGAGAAGAACUGAAGAGGCACUACCGGCUUCUGCUGGGCAGUCUCCUUAUGGAAGCCCCCAACCCUGGCACCCUCCUCCAACUUCUCAGUGACCUCAGAGGAUACGCCCUGGGGGAAAGUGGGGAGGCACAACAACUUGCGGCCAGCAGCAUCUCUUUGCUGCUGGCCAUUGCCAGGAAAUAUCCCAAACUCAGAAUGACAGUCAUUCGGCCGGAACUGGCUUGCUUCCGCCGGAAGCCAAAAGAAGAUGACAUCAUCAUUGAAGAUCUAUAGCCGUAACUGUCUGCAGCGACGUUGGAGCGGCUAGGGUCUGAGGAUCAGGAAAGCACUCAGCGUCGGCUACUGGAACAGUUUGAACUGCUAGAGGACCACAGUAGGCGAUUCACAGAGCGGCUACACCAGUUGCAGAGCCAGGCGGGACCUGAGGGUCAACAGAGGCAGCAGCUAGAAGCCGGUGAGUGCCAGCCAGGAGUGUCCAGUCGGACUCUAAAGAGAGAGUCAGGAGAGAUUUCUGGAGACCCCACAGAAGGGGCUCAGCAAGCACCAGCAGAGAUGGCAGAUUUCCAGUCUUCCCAAGUUGUAAAUAUUGGGAGAGGCAUCCCUUUUGAACUUCUCUCAGAAAGCAACUGGCUGAGUUGGUCAAUAAAAAUGCAGCAGUUGUUAAGGAGAGAUGGACUAUGGGACUGCGUUGAAACUGAGGUUUUGAGACGGGACUCUACUGAGAAAAAACGGCUGGAUGAAAGGGCUCGUGCCCAAAUUAUGCUGUGUUUGAGCAACUCUCAGUUAUUGCAUGUAGCAAAUGCCAGCACAACGUUUGAGUGCUGGAAUUUAUUAAGGGCAAUGCAUGUCAGAGAAACUGCUGGAACUAUAAUUUCUCUGACCAGAAGGCUGUUCAGGACUGUUAUCAAAGAAGGUGAGAGUUUGGCAACUCAUCUUCAAAUGCUGAAAUCUCUGUUUCUUCAACUACAACAGAGAGGUAAGCGUUAGGAUGAAACUGACCAAACCAACAUUAUCCUUUCAAGUUUGCCUGAAAGCUGGUUGCCUGUGAUUAACAGCAUGGAGAGUAUGCGUCCCCGAGAUCUGACCCUUGAGUAUGUGGUUGGAAGAUUGACCAAAGAAGCAGAAAGAAGGUCAGACAGGCAGGCUGAACUCCAAGAGCGGAGGAGUUACAGCUGAGGGGGCCAGCAGCAGAAUCUGCCAAUGGGACAACGCCAAGUUUGGGACUUGGGCAUGGCGGUGAGGAGAUGCUAUAGAUGCAGCCAAGCAAGGCAUCUCCAACAUCAAUGCAGGGCAAGACCUCCAGGAGACGACAUGGAGCAGAGACAGCAAUCGAUGCAGAAAUGUAAGCAGAAGGGGUUCUCCUCAGGGAAGAAGAACACGCGUUCUGCUCAUCUUGUGUCUGCAUUUUCUCGAGAGGAGAGGAAGAUACCUCGAGGAACAUGGUUGCUGGACUCUGGUAGCAGCAGGAUUGUCUGCAACAGUCAGGAGGACUUUAAGACCCUGGGGAAGCCAGCUGAUGGAAAAGACUCAAUCUAUCUUGCUGAUGGUCGUGAAGCAAGAUUGAUGGCCAGGGAACAUGUUUCCUGCAGUGCUUGAACACUACUCUACCAGAGACUCU
This is a messenger RNA of Podarcis muralis (Common wall lizard), 2796 nucleotides long. Lineage: Eukaryota; Metazoa; Chordata; Lepidosauria; Squamata; Lacertidae. The record is from RefSeq and is a predicted model, not a curated record.